Aptenodytes forsteri (emperor penguin) is the source of this 1282-nucleotide messenger RNA. RefSeq names its product peroxisomal biogenesis factor 16 (gene PEX16). The record is from RefSeq and is a predicted model, not a curated record. Gene Ontology annotation, cellular component: peroxisomal membrane. NCBI's taxonomy places the organism in Eukaryota, Metazoa, Chordata, Aves, Sphenisciformes, Spheniscidae. Gene Ontology annotation, biological process: peroxisome organization. The transcript is spliced from 10 exons. Bases 1 to 942 code for a protein of 313 amino acids.
AUGCCGCUCCAGACGCCCACGCUCCCUCCCCAACGCCACCAGGAACUUUUUACCGGUGCCGCCGUCAGACCCGUGUACUCUGCCUCCAACCUCCUAGUGCUGUUAAAUGACUGGAUUCUCCGAAAGGAGCUGCAGCGGAGCCUGCCCGUGUCGCUGCCCCAGCAGAAGCUGCUGACCUGGCUGAGUGUGCUAGAAUGCGUGGAGGUCUUUGCAGAGAUGGGGACAGCCAGGGUGUGGGGGGAGAUGGGCCGGUGGACCAUCAUUGUCCUCAUCCAGCUGGCUAAAGCUGUCCUUCGUCUCCUGCUCCUGCUGUGGUACAAAGCUGGCAUCCAGACAUCUCCUCCCAUCGUACCGCUGAACAGGGAGCAGCAGCAGCCUCUCCACCCCCAAGACAUGGAAGACAACUCCUCAGGGAAGGAUCAGACAUAUGUUGGCAGGCGUUCCAACCGUGUUGUGCGCUCCCUCCAGAGCACCCCAUCCCUGCAGUCCCGGCACUGGGGGUCCCCUCAGCAGAGGGAGGAGUCGCAGAGCCGAAGAGCAGAGGAGAUGAACCAGCCUCCCACCCCUCUGGGUCUCCAAGAAACCAUCGCAGAAUCCAUCUACAUUACCCGCCCUCUGCUCCACCUAUUGAGUUUAGGAGUGUGGGGCCAGAGAUCGUGGAAACCCUGGCUCCUUUCAGCAGUCCUGGACAUCUCUAGUUUGAGCUUGCUGAGUGAUCUGAAAGACUUGAACAGGCGAGAGCGAGCAGAGCUGAGGCGACGAACCAUCCUACUGCUGUACUACCUGCUGAGAUCUCCUUUCUACGACCGAUAUUCAGAGGGCAGGAUCCUCCUCCUUCUGCGCUUGUUGGCUGAUUACGUGCCCGGAGUUGGCUUUGUCACACGGCCACUGAUGGAUUACUUGCCUGCUUGGCAGAAAAUCUAUUUCUAUAACUGGGGCUGAUGACAAGAUGAUUAUUCUCUGCUAAGAUCAUGGCUGGACAUUUCUAAGGAGGUCAGGCAGGCUGGGGGAGGGAUGUUGAUAAUGUCUAAUUUUCAGUUAAACCAUCAAUGAGAACUCCUGUUCUGCAGGGUGGGGAGGGGUGUGUGUAAUUUUUUUUAACAGAUCUAGCUGUGAAUGAUGGACACUACAUGUGUGGAGAGAGCCUGGCCACCUCUUUCUCUGGACCGUUCUGUGGCUGCAGCAAUGGUGAUGGGACAACCUCUUUUUUUAAGCACUUGAUUUUUCUCCUUUUGUACGGCUGCACUAUAAUAAAGCCAGGCAGCAUAGUGUUUUUCGGAGA